AUGGAACCCAAACCCCAACCAAUUCUCCCUCCGAUGGACCCUCCCGAAGAUCUUUCCUCCGUCUGGGACCUAAGCUACCUCCUCGACUUCAAUCUCGACGACGAUGCCUCACUUCCCUUAAACCUCGACAACGAACCUCCACACCUCACUCCAAUUCCAAACCCUAACCCUAAUCCACCGGAGAAUGAUAAGAUCCGAAAACGUGACCCGAGACUUACUUGCUCCAACUUUCUCGCGGGUCAUGUACCUUGUGCAUGUCCCGAACUCGAUGCGUUGCUUGAAGAUAAUGGUUUACCAGGUAAGAAACGAGCUCGAGCUGCACGUGCGUCUGCAUCGGCGCGUUGUCAGGUUCCGAGUUGUGAGGUUGAUAUCUCUGAACUUAAAGGCUAUCAUCGACGGCAUAGGGUUUGUUUGCGAUGUGCUAAUGCUGUUACUGUUCUUAUUGACGGCGAGGCGAAAAGAUACUGUCAGCAGUGUGGAAAGUUUCAUGUUUUACCGGAUUUUGACGAAGGUAAAAGGAGUUGUAGAAGGAAAUUGGAGCGGCAUAAUACUAGGAGGCGGAGAAAGCCUGCUGAUUCUGCAGCAGCAGUUGAUCAUGAAGUUCAAACUGUUACUCAGAAUGAUGAUUCCAAUUGUGAUGGAGAAACAGGGAUAGAUUAUUCGAAUCUGAGUAGUGAGAAUAUUGAAAAAAGAGUGUCUCCGGAUCAUGAAGAAGAACCGGUUGCUAUUGGGUCUUCAACUCCAGAGACCCAGAAUAUUAAUGGUGAGAGUGGUCUGUCCUUUGUUGCUUCUGCUGAAACACAAGCAAAUAUUGGAAAUGGUGUUUCCAAUCUUUCCAAAUCGCCUUCAUAUUGUGACAAUAAGAAUGAUUAUUCAUCUAUGUGCCAAACAGGUCGGGUUUCUUUUAAGCUUUAUGAUUGGAAUCCUGCGGAAUUUCCUAGAAGGCUACGGCUCCAAAUAUUCCAAUGGUUGGCAAGUAUGCCUGUGGAGCUGGAGGGAUAUAUCCGCCCUGGGUGUACAAUCCUGACAAUAUUUAUUGCAAUGCCAAAUAUUAUGUGGAUAAAUUUACUCAAAGACCCUAUGUAUUAUGUACGUGAUCUUGUUGCUCCCAAAAAGAUGCUAUCUGGAAGAGGCACCGCUCUAAUUCAUCUGAAUGACAUGAUCUUCCGUGUUAUGAAAGAUGGAAGUUCUGUGACAAAAGUCGAGGUAAACACGCAGGCACCUAAGCUUCAUUACAUUCACCCCACAUGCUUUGAAGCAGGGAAACCCAUGGAAUUUUAUGCUUGUGGAAGUAACUUGCUGCAGCCUAAGUUUCGGUUUCUUGUAUCUUUUUAUGGAAAGUAUAUGAAGUACGAGUAUUGCGUUCCGUCUUCACAUAACUGGACUGAAGACAGUAUUUCUUGUGCUUUUGGCAAUCAGUUAUAUAAGAUAUGUGUCCCUCAUAUUGAGGAAAAUCUCAUGGGCCCUGCAUUUAUUGAGGUUGAGAAUGAGUCUGGUUUAUCAAACUUUAUUCCUGUACUUAUUGGGGAUAAAGAAAUUUGCACUGAAAUGAAGAUAUUGCAACAAAAACAAGAUGCAUCUCUCCUUUCUAAACAAUUUCGGUCUGCGUCUGGUGGUUCUAUUUGUAGCUCAUGCAAAGCUUUUGUACAUAUUCAUACAUCAUCAUCAGACUUGCUUGUAGAUAUAGCAUGGUUACUUAAGGAUCCGACUUCAGAAAUUUUUGACAGAAUGGUAUCUGCUUCACAGAUUCAAAGAUAUUGCCAUCUGUUGGAUUUUCUAAUAAGCAAUGAUUCAACUAUCAUUUUGGGAAAAAUAUUGCCAAAUUUGAUAAUUUUAACAGAAAGCAUAAAAUCCAAUACAAAUGAUGUUGACAUGGUCCAGCUACUGAAGUGCAUGCAUAAUGCCAGAGAUGCUAUUUGUCAGAAAGGUGGAAGUAUAGUUUUGCACUCCAAAAGGGAAGGCUUUAAACCUGCCCAGUGCAGUUCUCAAGACGACAAGUUAUCGGUUGAUGAAGUUAAUAGUCAGGGUCUCCUUUUUAAUACAGAUCCAGAGUUGGGAGUUCUGAGAAGUCUUGCUUUUGAUAAAAAAAAUCAUAAGGUACCACUUUUGAAAAGGGAUAUUAUAAUGAAUAUGGAAGACUUGCCUAAUAGAAAUCUUACCCGGGGAGUCUUGACCUCUCGACCAACUAUUUUUGUACUUGUUUCGGUUGUUGUUUGUCUUGCUGUAUGUGUAUCCAUCUUUCAUCGUGGAAGGGUUACAGAGUUAGCAGUAUCCAUUAGGAGGUGUUUGUUUAACCAUUAA
Lathyrus sativus (Indian pea) is the source of this 2301-nucleotide messenger RNA. The record is from the annotation of a GenBank genome assembly. Lineage: Eukaryota; Viridiplantae; Streptophyta; Magnoliopsida; Fabales; Fabaceae.